Messenger RNA from Amyelois transitella, 5536 nucleotides. Its product is annotated as putative inactive tyrosine-protein kinase Wsck. Bases 410 to 2596 code for a protein of 728 amino acids. Gene Ontology annotation, cellular component: signaling receptor complex. Lineage: Eukaryota; Metazoa; Arthropoda; Insecta; Lepidoptera; Pyralidae. The transcript has a single exon. Gene Ontology annotation, molecular function: transmembrane receptor protein tyrosine kinase activity; protein binding; ATP binding. The record is from RefSeq and is a predicted model, not a curated record. Gene Ontology annotation, biological process: multicellular organism development; positive regulation of kinase activity; protein phosphorylation.
GCCGAUACUGGAUUGUCCAGUCUAGUCGAAUACAUAAAAAGUCGAAUGUAAGUUGUAACUCACAAGGCAGUAUGGUCAAUAUGCGUAGGUAGCGUUGCACUUGAACGAUAUAAAAAAACUGCUGUUAAAUGUUGUCAAAAAUGUCAAAUCAAGCGGCGAUACGGCGAGCAACAAGACAAGACUUACAAGAAAGCUGUACGUUAACGGAUGUUAUUGUAUCGAUUUAACAUAAAUUUGCGUUUACCACGCUAUAUUCGUCAUGGAUAUUGUCUUUUUCAGUGAUCUACAAUGUCAUGAAAAUUGAUUCAAUGAUUGUGUUUUAGGAAAAGUGCAAUUGUUUACAAAAUCGGGUGUGGACACUAAACACAUUUUCGAGUGGUGUGUCAUGACUCAGUAGUCACAGAAAACAAUGGGAAAACUGUGGAGCAGUGUCAUUGCGGCUGUUGUUCUAUGUUUUGUCUGUUGCGGGGGCGAUCGUGGAGAUUAUGUCGGCUGCUACAAAUUCAUGUUGGAGGAUGUACUGAAUACGCACACGGGCCAGUCGGUGGACGUGUGUUUGUCGGCUUGCGAGCAAGUUUUCUACAAGUACGCGCUCAUCGGUAACGAAUCUACAUGUUUUUGUGGUAAUAAACCGGGUCGCUUCAGAGUGCCAAUAGAAGUAUGUGACACUCCUUGCCCUAAGAAUGAGACUCAAAAAUGCGGCGGAUUGAACGCUAGCAGUGUGUACGAUACAGACGUCGUGGCGCCAGGAGCGCCGUCUUCAUUGGAAGUGUUGAGAGUGACAGAAACUACUGCCCGGCUGCAAUGGUCCUCUCCAGUGGCUUACACUCUAAUUACAGGAUAUGUUGUGAGAGCUUACGUCACUGAAACUUACGCAGACUUUCCACUGCUGCCUUUCGAGUGGCGACUCUCCAACAGCACCUUUGAAUUUAUCCUACCUAACUUACAUCCCGGGUCUUCAUACAAUGUGACAGUGGCUGCUACCAAUCAUGACGAGGAAGGUCCCAACAUCACUAGUUCGUUCACUACCGUAAUAGGAACACCAGAUCCGAGUCCCCCUGAUAUAAUUAUAAAGGAGAGACGUGGGAACCGUAUGGUUGUCCAUAUUCCACCAGCCAAGAAUGUGAAUGGCCCUGUUUCUAUGUACAGAAUUGUGGUUUCCAUAGAAGUGUACCAGCAAGGGUUCCUGACUGAGAACCUUGGUAAUUAUUCAUAUGCCAAAGAGCAGGGGCUUCCUUAUUACAUAACAGCAGAAUUAGAUCCUGAUGAUAUUAAAAAUGACUUUGUCAUCGGAGACAAACAUGUUUAUAAUGGGUUCUACAAUGCCCCUCUGGAGUUAACUAAUGAUAUUGAUGUCUCCCUGGGGGUGGUCAGCGAGAAGGGUUCUGUGCGGAAGAUCAGGUAUGCAGAGUCUACUAAAAAGAUUAUUUUGAACAUCAAUGAGCCUGAAGAUGUGUCACCGAUGGUAGUAGCCCUUGGUGCUGGUAUUGCUAUAGGGGUAGUACUGCUAUUGAUCGGAGUGGGCCUCCUUAUAAUUCUUAGGAAGAGAAUCCAAUUCGCCAGAAUGCAGAGAGGCUCGCAAUCCAUGCCACUCAAUCUGAGCGAGCCUUGCAUGGAGAUAGAGAACUCUGGGUUUUUACAAGACGAGGAUGAGAGAGUGGACUACUACGGUAAUUUAAAACGUAAACUAUGGAAUAUCCCUCGAAAUCUCAUUGAUAUAGAUAUUUCUUGUGUUGUUGGACUGGGCAGUUACGGGAAAUUCACAAAAGGAAAAGUUCAACAGCACGGAGCUCAGACGCCAGGUUUGGUGCAGAUCAUCUCAGACAGGGAACUAGAGAAGCCUGAUAAGAGACUCAUGCUGCAAGAGUUGGAUCUUCUUAUAAAAUCAAGUGAACACGAAAAUGUAAUUUCUCUUAUUGGUAUCUGCGAAACCAACACAACAUUAUUUGUAGUAUUACAAGACACCAAGCAAUCAUUGAAAGAAAUGUUGAUUCAGAGUAGGCACAGGGAUCUUCAAAACAACAAGUUUUGUCUCGUCACAGAAAACCAAGUGCUUCAAAUGUGUGUGGACAUUGCUCGGGGCAUGGAGUAUCUGCAUAGUAAAAAGAUUGUGCACAAAUGUUUGAGCUGCCGUAACAUUGUGAUCACCGAGAAUGGAGUGACGAAAGUGUCUGGAUUUGGUCUCUCACAUAUCCGGCCUAUACACGAGACACCUGACUACACUCGAUGGACCUCCCAUGAGAUGCUGCGGCAAACGAGGUUUAACCCUAAAGCUGACAUUUGGUCUUUUGGUUGUCUGUUAUGGGAGGCUUUAACUAUUGGUGGGACUCCAUAUUCUCAUACCGCGUGCAAGGAUGUAGCAGCCCGAGUGUUGCGUGGCAUGCGGCCGUCUCAGCCUUCGUAUGUGGGGGAUGAGUUGUUCCAAGUGUGCCUGCAGUGUUGGCAGGUGGACCCUGAUGAACGGCCAACAUUCUCCUCCCUCUAUCACGAACUGUUACCUUUCGUGGAGGCUCCGGGCACCAGGAGCAUAAGUUUCACCCAUUACAAUGGCUUCAAUUAUGAACCUUAUGUUCCACAAUACGAAAUACUUUCAUAGUUUUAACUAUAGUGUUAAUUGAACUAGUUAGUACUCGUGACAAUAUUAUGUAAUUCUUUUAGCAUAAGCAUCCAAAGAUUAACAUUUUUAUAAGUAGGACCUAUUCAAAAUUACACUAACAUACAAUUUUCCUUAACGCUUAUUAUGUACUUGGCAAUAUGAGGAAAAUUGUUAUCUUGCAAUGUUUUUCCUGAUCAUUGCUAGUGGGAAUAUAUGGCAUUAUUGAAUAUAUUAUUGAAUCUCGUUAGCGCCAAUGUUGAUAAGAUACUAAAUGAUUGAAGUUGGUAACAAAAAUUUGGCUUAGCAACUUCAUAUUCAAUGGGCUCCAAUCAUAACAAUUUCUAUGAAGAAUUCAAAUUAAUUAGCGUUAUACUAAUAGUCGGUCGGUAGUACGCGACGGCCUCAAUGGCGCAGCGGUAGUACGCUUGUCUGUGACACCGGAGGUCUCGGGUUCGAAUCCUGGCCAGGGCAUGAUGAGAAAAGAACCUUUUCUGAUUGGCCUGGGUCUUGGAUGUUUAUUUAUAUAAGUAUUUAUUAUAAAAUAUUGUAUCGUUGAGUUAGUAUAUCUCGUAACACAAGUCUCGAACUUACUUCGAGGCUAACUCAAUAUGUGUUAUAUGUCCAAAAAAAAAACAUACAUCAUUCAAAUUUGCCAUGAAGAUGUUGGCACAGUACCUAAUUAGAAUUCACACAAAUUGUUUCCUCCAUUCAGUAAGCAGUUUUUAUAUCCAGUUGAAUCUCAUUACGGAUUUCCCACAAAAACUUUGGUUUAAUUUACCUUGUAUGAAUGAAAUAAAGUAAUAAAACGAAGUUGACUAGCUGUCGCCCGACGACUUCGUACGCUUUAAUUUUAUGAGGAUGAAUUUUAUAACGUGGUGCUAUUGAUUUAAGCUGGUCUAUAAGUGGUUAACAGUCCUCAACACCCGAGUUAACUUUACUGAGUGAUUGGGCAACAUCCCAGUAAAUAGCUUCACAAUAAUGCAGUUUCACCUAAUCCAUCCAUUUUCCGGAGAUAAGCAUGUGCAGACAGACUAACAAUCAAUUUUUUUAUCUGUUUUAAAAUAUCCUCUCAGGCGUUCUAUGACAGUAUUAUUUCUUCUACACUUUUCAUAUUACUUAGGUCAUUCAGAACACGUGCCACUUGACUUCAUAUUGAAUUUUCUUGUGCAAUAAAAUAUUGGUUUUUCGACUACGGUAGUCACAAUUAAUUUUUCAUAUUGAUUGAUUGAAUAUGCAUUUGAUUAAAUUGGUACCUACCGUACGUUUUAUACUCUUUAAAUUAUGUUCAAUAAAAAUCACAAAAGUAGUAUGUAUUAAGCUUUUAUAUUAUUUAAAUCCUGUAUAAUCUCAUAUUUAUGUAUUUUAGAAUCUCUGACUUUAGGCUAAGCUACGGAUUUUAUAUUUAAUCGAAUUCAAUAUUUUAAGAUGACUAACUAACUUGUAAAUAUGUUUGUGUUACCCACUUAGUAUAUAAGCAUAACUGUAACGUACUUUUUUUGUAUAUUUUGACAUAAAUCUAAGAUUUAAGUUUCACAUUUAGCCAGAAAUGCAUUUUAAUCGACCUGUAAUUCUAUGAGCUAUCUGUUCUUUCAAGUGUUGGUAUGGAUAAUUAUUGAUGAAGAACAUACUUCAGUGUUACCACUUUUAUAAGUUACACCGAUGCUCCUGCGCAUUAUAAUUUUUUUAUGGCGCGAAAAUAUUUAAGCAGUUGAGCCCAUCAGAGCGCGCCAUUUUACCUGCGAAUAGUGAUGUAGCAGGUGACAUUAAUUUAAUGAAUUUGUAAUAAGGGCGUUAUUUUAUUGAUUUCAUUCGGUCCAAUUGAGCGAUAUUUUGCGUUAUUCUGCGCAGUCAUAUAGUUCUUAUGCGACUUAUGAAAGUGGGAGAAUUUAUGUCUCUUUUAAUUCUUGUAACACGACGUUAGCAACCUAUCAAUAUCUCAAUUCCAUCGUUUGUUAAGUUCUUCGAGAUUUUUAGAGCAUACCUACUUUAAAUUCUGUAAUAUAGGUAUGUAUGUAAAACGACUAAAAGGAGUCGAGUCGACUUGAAGAAAUGCAACCCAGUCAUGUUUCCCUUGUAUUUUUAUAUAAGUUUAGUGUAAGAAUACUGUAAAAAAAUGUAGAUUUAAAUAAUACCAAUAUAACAAGCAAUAUUCACCAUUUGAAUUGGAAGUAAUGGUAUUUAUUUGAUAACGAUUUUAUGUAUGUCUAAUGUUCACGUAUAUUCAUUUCUCAAAACCCUUGGAAGGGUUUUGGUUGAGGUGAAAAUUUUUGAUUUGGGUGAAUUUAACCUUUUAUAGCUUUAAGUGAACUGUUCUUGCUAUUUUGUAUCUAUUUUUUUAUAGCAAGGUCAACUAAUAGCUUGGCAACACUACAUAAUAUAUUCUUGGUCUAAAAGGCCUAAGAAACACGAUGCAAGGUCACAAGUUAAGCAUUUUCGUUUGGCAUAAAGAGUAUUAUUCUUAUAAUUGUGAGACUGUGAGAUCUUAAUUUGACAUGACAUUUCAACUAUUGUAACGAAUCUAGUUUAUAUCCGUCCAUGUAUGUGUAUUAUCUAUAGACUAUAGACAGAUAGUAAGAUUAUAGACAGGACAUUUGCUAGAAAACGUUGCAUAUUUUACAAAGCUUUUUUGUAGUGGUAAUUCCCCAUGAUAGUGCUGCUUCCAAAGGGACUUUUAUUUUACUUAUUACCUAGCUGUGCCCACGACUUCAUCUGCGUGGAAAAAUUAUUUUGGGCAUCAUUGCCUUCAAGGAUGAAUAAUUUUCCCCGUUUUUUUUCACAUUUUCACAAUAGAUAAAAGCUGUUUGAAUUUUUAUACAUUUUGGAAUUCUCUGCAGUUUUCCAACAAAUGUUCUGUCUUUGUAACCAUUUUGUAAUACCUGUGCUGUUUUCGUAUUAUUUGUAUGCGAUGCUGGUAUCGCCUUUUUAAUUUAUAAUACAAUA